This is a messenger RNA of Pieris macdunnoughi, 1491 nucleotides long. Lineage: Eukaryota; Metazoa; Arthropoda; Insecta; Lepidoptera; Pieridae. The record is from the annotation of a GenBank genome assembly.
AUGAAGAAAGACGAUGAUUCUGAACCAAACAAACCGAAACCUGAAGAUAUCCAAAGGGCAAAUAAAAUAUCACAAGUUGGAUCAAAUGCAUCUCAAGUCGUCAAGACGUCGCCUGUUGAAUCCGAGGACCUUGACGAUAUAUCAUCCCUCUGCACGUUGCACGAGGAAUUGUCUGAAUAUCUCCAGAAAGCUGAAAGUAAUGUGUACGGGAAUGCAUACGACCUGUAUCCUGGAGUCGAGACCAUAUAUUACGAUUUCACGGCUGAGAGACAGAAUCUUUACGCUACAAAUCUGGUGGAAUCAACAGCACAUUACGUAAAGGGCUGCCUUGGCGCAGGAUUGUUGGGAAUUCAUGAAGGCUAUAUGUACGGAGGGCUAUGGGCUUCCCUCGGCGCCACAGUUAUACUUGGAUUUCUUGUGCCCUAUUGUACAUAUAUGUUGAUCAGAUCAGCACAGAGCAUGUACGGUCGCCUGCGGGUGCCGAGGCUGUCAUACGCAGACCUCGCAGAGGCUGCAGUCGCCACUGGCCCAUUGAUAUUCUUCCGGCGACACAGUAAGGCGUGCAGGUACUUCGUAGAAUUGUUACUGUUUAUUGAGUUCAAUGGGACAUGCUGUAUAUUCGAGAUAAUGAUUGCGAACACUCUCAAACAGGUUUUGGAGAUCAUAUCACAGACGGCGAAAGAUUGGAAUUUGGAUAUAAGCAUUUACAUAAUAAUAAUAACAAUACCUCUAAUACUGCUCUGCUUGAUACGAAGUUUGAAGUACUUGGCACCUUUUUCUCUUAUUGCGGACCUGUUUAUAGGUACAUGCGUUAUCACGAGUUUGUACUACAGCCUAUCUGUGGCUGCGUCGCUAAGCAACGUUCCUGCGUGGAAGAGUGUACAUGGCUUCCUACGUUUCUGCGGUGUCUGCAUUUACAGCAUUGACGGCAUCGGUGUAUCAUUACCAAUUGAGAAUAAUAUGAGACGACCGCAGUACUUCAACGUUGUGUUACAAUGUGGGACGGCGAUUGUAGUACCUCUAGUAGCUAUGGUAGGAUUCUUCGGCUACUGGGCGUGGGGAGAACAGUGUCGGACUCCCAUCACCAUACAUAUGCCUCCAGAAAAUAUACCAAUUAUCAUGCAGUUUCUGCUCACCGCAUCACUCGGGGUCACAUUCGCUGUACAUUUCUGGGUACCCUUCAGAGUCAUAUGGCACUACAUUAGUAGGAAAUGUAGAAGGCGAAAGAAUAUUUUGGAACGUAUAUUCCGAGCUGCCCAUGUCAUGCUACUAUCAUGUCUUGCAAUCGCCUUCCCGAAUCUUAUCACGUGGAUGAGUUUCCUGGGAAAUUUCUUCAUGGGGUUGGUAGUGUUCAUUUUGCCAGCGUUCAUAGACAGUAUGGUGUCGUGGAAUCAACCGCUUGUGCACACGCGACUCAGAUUGCUUAAAAACUUAUUAAUUAUAUCCAUUGGAGUAACUUUAUGUGGUGGUGCAAUAUAUUCUUAUGAUUAA